AUGACGCCAUUUCAGGCAACUACCUCAGCUUCCAUCCAGCAAGUUACUUCAGCUCAGGACCAUGCAGAUGAAACAGCUCUUCAAGACGAUGCAGUUUCCAGGACACCACCUCCUAAAAGUAGUUCUCUUAGUUCCUCUGCACCACAAACACCAGCUGCAAGCCAUGCAACUCCUGUCACUGCAAGUGCCACCAGUGUUUCCUCUCCGGUAGCUGUUCCGGGUGCUGCAAGGGAAGAGGAAAUUACCAACUUCUCUGGACUUUCCAGCAUUGGAGCCAUGUCUUUGGCUUCUGAAUUCGGAAAGAAAAAUAUUUUGGGUUUUGAUGACCGGGGUAGUGGUAUGGCGCAGUCUCCUGUGUCCUCUAUAAGUAGUAGAGUAAUCUUGCUACAGGCUGCGAAGGCUAGUGAUGGACUUGAAUCGGCUGAUACUGAAGUUGUUGGCGAUGCUGCAACUCUGGGCAGCAGAGUUUUUACUUCUCUUGUGGUUCCGGGUAUUCAAUGGAGACCUGGAAGUUCCUUCCAGAACCAGAACGAGGCAGGGCAGUUUCGUGGAAGAACUGAGAUUGCUCCUGAUCAAAGGGAGAAAUUUCUACAACGAUUUCAGCAGGUACAGCAGCAAGGCCAGACUAAUCUUCUUAAUAUGCCUUCUCUUGCUGGAGGGAAGCAGUUUUCUGCUCAGCCACGGAACCUACUCUUACAGCAGCGGUGUUGCAACAUCUGCUUCGCUGCUGCCGCAGCCAAGUGCGACCCACCAACCAUCAAACAGCAGCCAAUCAUAUUGCAAACAUCUAAGGAUGCAGAAACUGGGCUCACAAAAGUUGAGGAAUUGCUGCAGCAACAGCCCAUCAUUGAAGAUGCAUCCACAGAUUCUGGUUCCAACACUGGGCCUGGGAAAAACCUCGUGCAAGAAGAUGAACUGAAAACUUCUUACCCUUUAGAUAACGCGGCCACUGAUGCUGCUGGUUCACUUGUUGAACCUUCACAAGUGAUACGAGAAACAGACCUAUCCCCAGGGCAACCUUUACAGCCAACUUCAUCUUCUGGAAGCCUUGGCUUUAUUGGUCGGCGAAGUGUAUCUGACCUUGGUGCUAUUGGAGAUAGCAUCAGCCCUUCAACUGCAAAUUCUGGAGAAAUGCAUGAUCAGUUAUACAAUUUGCAGAUGCUCGAGGGUGCUUAUUUUAGACUUCCUCAACCUAAAGAUUCUGAGAGAGCAAGGACCUAUACUCCAAGGCACCCUGCGAUCACCCCUCCAAGUUAUCCUCAAGUACAGGCACCUACUGUCAAUAAUCCAGCCUUCUGGGAGCGGCUGGCACGGAUACACUUUUCUUUUCAUUUUAUUUUCAACAGAAUACUUACCAGCAAUAUUUGGCUGCUAAGAAAUUGA
Molecule: messenger RNA, 1383 nt
Organism: Striga hermonthica
Lineage: Eukaryota; Viridiplantae; Streptophyta; Magnoliopsida; Lamiales; Orobanchaceae
Source: the annotation of a GenBank genome assembly